Molecule: messenger RNA, 713 nt
Organism: Terrapene triunguis (Three-toed box turtle)
Lineage: Eukaryota; Metazoa; Chordata; Testudines; Emydidae
Product: DNA mismatch repair protein Msh2-like
Exons: 3
Biological process (GO): somatic recombination of immunoglobulin genes involved in immune response; mismatch repair; mitotic recombination
Cellular component (GO): nucleus; MutSalpha complex
Molecular function (GO): ATP-dependent DNA damage sensor activity; ATP binding; mismatched DNA binding
Source: RefSeq, a predicted model, not a curated record
GAUAUGUAGAGCCAAUACAGACAAUGAAUGAUGUGAUAGCUCAGUUAGAUACUGUUGUCAGUUUUGCUCAUGUAUCAAAUGGAGCACCUGUGCCGUACGUCCGUCCGGUCAUUCUGGAAAAGGGACAAGGAAGAAUUGUGCUGAAAGGUUCCAGACACCCUUGCAUUGAAGUUCAAGAUGACGUAGCAUUCAUCCCCAAUGAUGUUAACUUUGAGAAGGACAAGCAGAUGUUCUAUAUUAUUACUGGUCCUAACAUGGGAGGGAAAUCAACAUACAUUCGCCAGGCUGGAGUGAUAGUUCUUAUGGCCCAAAUUGGGUGCUUUGUACCAUGUGACUCAGCGGAAGUGACUAUUGUGGAUUGUAUUCUGGCUCGGGUAGGAGCAGGAGACAGUCAGUUGAAAGGUGUCUCGACUUUCAUGGCAGAAAUGUUAGAAACUGCAUCAAUUCUUCGGACAGCAUCUGAAAACUCUUUAAUAAUCAUUGAUGAGUUGGGAAGAGGAACUUCAACAUAUGAUGGAUUUGGGUUGGCAUGGGCUAUUUCAGAAUAUAUCGCCAGCAAAAUUUGUGCCUUCUGUAUGUUUGCUACACAUUUUCAUGAACUGACAGCACUUGCUAACCAAGUGCCAACUGUGAAUAAUUUACAUGUUACAGCACUAACCACUGAUGAGAUGCUGACUAUGCUUUACCGUGUCAAGAAAGGUGAGAUCUUUUAA